AUGGCACCCCGUUCCGCUGUACUGUUUGCUCUGGUUGCAGCGGGAUUCCUUUUCACGGUCGCGCUGUCAAGGCCGUCAGGCUUCGAGGCUGAGGAGGCGAAUGGCCUGCCUGGCAGCAUCUUCAAGGCUCAUCUGGUAGACAGCGUGAACAAGAACCCUCGCGCCACAUGGAAAGCGGGCUACAACGAGCGAGUGCAUCGCCUUUCUAAGCCCGCACUCAAAUCGCUGGUCGGCACUUACCGCCAUCCACCAGCCAGCGCUCUUCCCCGCAAGGAGCUGUCUCCCGCUGCGAUGAACAUCGAGCUGCCGAAGCACUUCGACGCGCGCAAGCACUGGUCGAACUGCCCGUCCAUCUCUUUCGUUCGCGACCAGGGCCACUGCGGUUCCUGCUGGGCUUUUGGUGCAGUUGAGGCGCUCAGCGACCGUUUCUGCGUGACUUUUAACGAGACUGUGCAGCUGUCCACCAACGACUUGCUCUCGUGCUGCGCCACGUGUGGCGAUGGGUGCAACGGCGGGUGGCCGUAUCUCGCGUGGGAGUUUUUCACCAAGCAGGGCGUCGUCACUGAGCAGUGUGAGCCCUACUUCGAUCAGCAGGGGUGCAAGCAUCCCGGGUGCGAGCCGCUGAUGCCCACGCCUGUAUGCAAGCUGACGUGCGAGGAUGGGGAGAACUGGCGCAGCAGCAAGCACUACGCCUCUGAGGCUUACCUGGUGGGGCGUUCUGUGGAGGCCAUGAUGACAGAGCUGCUUCUGCAUGGACCCUUUGAGGUCGACUUUGAUGUCUACGAGGAUUUCACGUAUUACAAGGGCGGAGUGUAUUCACACCUGGUGGGGGAUAUGGUGGGGGGCCAUGCAGUCAAGCUUGUGGGCUGGGGCACCACUGACGAUGGCGUUGACUACUGGAUCAUUGCCAACUCGUGGAACCGAAGCUGGGGCGAGGAUGGUUUUUUCCGCAUCCGCCGAGGUACCAACGAGUGUGGCAUCGAGGAAGAUCCAGUUGCAGGCACCCCUUCCAGGACUCCGGCUCCUUCCCCUGGGGGACUCUUGGAGGGGGUCGCCACAGAGUAG
Molecule: messenger RNA, 1065 nt
Organism: Closterium sp. NIES-65
Lineage: Eukaryota; Viridiplantae; Streptophyta; Zygnematophyceae; Desmidiales; Closteriaceae
Source: the annotation of a GenBank genome assembly